Messenger RNA from Meloidogyne enterolobii, 494 nucleotides. The record is from the annotation of a GenBank genome assembly. Lineage: Eukaryota; Metazoa; Nematoda; Chromadorea; Rhabditida; Meloidogynidae.
AUGAAAUUAAUUAAUUAUUUAAUUCUAAUUUUUAUAUUAAAUAAUUUUGUUGUUUUAUCUGAUAAAGAAAAAAUAUUUUUAAUAAAAGAAUUGCCAGAAGAGAGUUUAACAACUCCAGAAAUAAUUGAAUAUUAUGGAUAUAAAUGUGAAAUACACAAAGUUUUAACUGAAGACGAGUAUAUUUUAGAAAUGCACAGAAUUCCUUUUGGAAGGAAUUUUAAAGGAAUAAAUAAAAAACCAGUUAUUUUUCUUCAACAUGGAUUAUUGGCAUCUAGUGCUGACUGGGCAAGUUUACUUUAAAUCCUCUCCUAACCCGUUUACACUUAAGAUUUAAAUAUUCUCCAAACUAAGUUCCCUUCCCUCAUAUACCUUCUCGUUAACCAACUUAUACUACCUAAUUCCUUCAAAACCCCUUCAGAUAUUUUUUCCCAUUUCCUCCUAUAUUUCCUCUCGUCCAUAAUUCUUAUCAAUAUUCUUUUAACAACUUCCCUCAC